AUGCACGCGUCGUUGCAAGCCGCACGGCGAGGCCUUCACAUCAUCCCGACGGAACCCCUCACGAGUCGCGGCAGCCCCUUCGCCUCGAGCGUCUACACGAGUGAAAUCACCGGGGAGGCGGCUUCGACGGUUCGCUAUCCCGUGAAGGAUUCGGAACGCGGGCUUUUCGAUCGAGGCGUCUCCCCGGCGGCGAAGGAAUUCAUCGCCGAGGCGGAGCGGGAGUAUUGGGCGAGCUCGGAAUAUUUACACGAGGCCCCCAGCCGCGGCGCCGGGAUCCCGGAGACGGAAACGCGCGUGAAUGCGAAAACCGGCGCGGUGGAAACGAUCACGCGUGUCGCGAGCCCCUUUGGGGAGACCUACGUUCCCUCGAGCAAGGAGCGCUACGCGUUGCGUGGAAAGGUCGGGGAGCUUUCCUACCAACACGCCCACCCCCGUCGCGCCCUCGCCGACGAGCACGCCGAGUGGAAUCUGCGAAAAGAACGGCAGUUGGAGGAGUUCUUGGUGACCUCGCCAUUGCCGAUGUUGCCGAAGGCGCGAGAGGUCGCGCUUUUCCUGAUUUCCGACUUCUACGAGGCGGGCUUGGCGCUUCAACCGCGCAACGCCGAGGCGGUGAUGAUGUUGUUCUCCCGCGCGAGUCUCCAACUCCGCCUGCGAGGCGAGGAAAUCGAGGAGGCGAUGGCGAAGCCGUCGUUUUUACCUCACGCCAGCGCCCCCUCGUCUUCCGAUUCCGCUUCCGAUUCCCUUCCCUCCGUGAAGGGGAGUUGGGGGGGGGAGGAUAUGAAUGGGAUCCCUUUUCUCGCCGAGAUGCGGCGUCUGUACGCGCAUCAAAAAAGCUGCUUCGUCGCCCCGACCCCGGGGAUGGCGGAGCAGCUGAUGAGCGCCCUGAGCGCCGUUUUCGCCGCCAACCCCGCCGUUUUCCACCUCGCCGGGAGGAUUUUGAUCGAUUGCGAUAAAUACGUCGUCCUCCCCACGCGAUCGACCUAUGCGGCGUUUUUUAAUAUCUGUCGGGUGAAUCGCGCGAUGCCGUUCGCGAUCGCGCGGAUGGCCGAUGCGGUGCUGCGGCUGAACGUCUCCGUCGACGCCGCGAUGGCGACGGCGAUGCUUCGCGGGCUCAACGAGGGCGGCUACGUCGAGGAGGCCGUGGCGUUGCUCGGUCGAAUCGAGCGGGUUCCCCUCACCACCCCUUUGUUGAACGCCGCGUUGGAGACGCUGUUGUUGUCAUCGCAGGCGUUGAGUUGCUUUUCGGCCUUCACGGCGGUGACGGCGGCGAGGCUGCGGCCGGAUGCCGACACCUACACCCUCCUCCUCCUCGCGUGCGAGAAAUCCGGCGAGUGGGCGCGCGCGACGACGAUUUUGGCCGACAUGCAAACCCGCCGCAUCAAAGGGAAUGCGCAGACGCUGAAUUUGCUUCUGAAAGGGCUUUUGAUGGAAAAGCUGCACAGCUACGCGGUGCAGCUGCAUCAGACGAUGCGGGCGAAACGGGUGGAGGUGUGGCCGGCGCUGGAGGCGGCGGUGCAGCGGUUGCGCAGGGCUCCCAAGGGGAGAACGGGGACUCGGCAGGGGGGUAAAAUUGAGGUGUGCGAUGAAAACUCGCUUGUGACGGUGAACGAUUCUCCACAUCCUAAACGGGUUUAA
Molecule: messenger RNA, 1635 nt
Organism: Phytomonas sp. EM1
Lineage: Eukaryota; Euglenozoa; Kinetoplastea; Trypanosomatida; Trypanosomatidae
Source: the annotation of a GenBank genome assembly